Messenger RNA from Erigeron canadensis, 1655 nucleotides. Its product is annotated as ankyrin repeat-containing protein BDA1-like. Gene Ontology annotation, molecular function: protein binding. The record is from RefSeq and is a predicted model, not a curated record. The transcript is spliced from 2 exons. Lineage: Eukaryota; Viridiplantae; Streptophyta; Magnoliopsida; Asterales; Asteraceae. The coding region runs from base 56 to 1441 and encodes 461 amino acids.
AUAUAUAGAAGAAUAUGUUAGUUAAUUUGAGUAAACUAAUUAUAUAUAUUCAGACAUGGAGAGAAGAGAAAAGCUUCUUUAUGAAGCAUCAUUAGAAGGAAACAUAUCCACCUUACUAAUGUUGCUUCAAGAAGAUCCCUUGAUUCUUAACAGAGUUACCCUAAACCAUCACGGCGACAUGCCUCUACAUGUCGCAUCCACGCUUGGACAUACAGAUUUUGUCAAGGAGAUCUUGACACGAAAUCCCCAUCUUGCUACCGAGUGUGAUUCACAAAAACACUUGCCUCUCCAUCUAGCCGCUGCAAAAGGCCACGUUGAAGUAGUAAAGGCAUUGGUAUCGGCUAACCCUGGGACAUGCCAUGCACGUGAUCGUGAUGGAGGAAACCCUGUCCAUGUUGCAGCCAUUAGAGGACACCUUGAUGUUGUGAAAGAGAUGGUGCAAGCCCAGCCUCACGCAGCAAGAGCCAUGGUGCAGCAAGACACCAUCUUGCACUUGUGUGUAAAGCAUGGCCAAUUUGAGGUUUUGAAGUUUUUGAUAGAGACUAUGGGUGAUCAUGAGUUUGUAAAUACAAAGGAUGGUUACGGCAAUACUCUACUGCACCUUGCUGUUGCUGACAAGCAAAUUCAGACUAUAAACUUCUUGCUACUCAAUACAACAAUAGAAGUGAACGCAACAAACACGAAUGGGGAAACAGCGUUGGAUAUACUAGCUCAAGCUACAAGAGACUUGAAAUACCAACAAAUCAUGCAAUCCCUCAUGACCCAUUCGGGAGGGGUUGCGGCAAAACCAGAGACUUCAUUCGCACAAGUUCCUAAGGGUUCAAGAAGCAAAGUGCAGUUAGACAGACAUCAGACGACACUGCCCUUUUUUUCUCUCUCAAAAGAUGAUGAUCACUUGACAAACUAUCAUGAAGACUGGCUGGACAGGAUGCGGAAUUCUUUGAUGGUUGUGGCAUCAUUGAUAGCAACCAUGGCCUUUCAAGCUGGUACUAAUCCUCCGAGUGGCGUUUGGCAAGAUGACUCAAACAAUAAUGAUCCACUCCGCAAGGCUGGAUUUGCUGUCAUGGCAUACACUCAUCAAGAUUUGUACCACGUCUUUCUGAUUAGCAACACUGUGGGCUUUGUUUCAACUCUUAGCAUCAUCAUGUUGCUUAUAAGUGGACUGCCAUGCUUAAAACAUCGAUUUUUCUUGUGGAUUCUGAUGGUGACUAUGUGGAUUGCUACAACAUCUAUGUCUCUUACUUAUUUCGUUUCGAUAUUGGCUUUGAUACCAAGUCCGUUGCGGGAUAUAGUCAGCCCUAUAGCUGGAGGUAUUGUGAUCGUAUGGAUAGGGUUGUUGACUCUUCUACUUGUUGGACACACCGUUCGGUUGAUUGCAAUCCCUUUGAGGGGUUUCAUAAGACUUCUACUUCCUAGAAAGAGACAUGUCGUCGUGGUGUAGUGGCAGGAUGAAAGUACGUGCGCGCAGUCAACUUUGUUCAGUUUUGCUCCUGUGUGUAUCCAACUCUAAAAAUUUCUCUUGUACGUAUUAAACUCUUUAUUUUCACUAUUGAUCUAUCCAACUUACAACACCUCUAUUGUAUUGUAUGUAUUAAACUCUAUUGUCCGGUUUGUUAUUGUAAAGUAUUGCACUAUUGCCCAUAUUCAUGUUGAAA